This is a messenger RNA of Linum tenue, 258 nucleotides long. The record is from the annotation of a GenBank genome assembly. Lineage: Eukaryota; Viridiplantae; Streptophyta; Magnoliopsida; Malpighiales; Linaceae.
AUGGAUCAUGUGAGGGAGGAAUUGGAAUAUGCUGGCAGGGUUUUUGCUCAGAAUCCUGCUUGGCCAGUGAAGAGGGCAAUUGAAGAAACUGCUGCUGUUGUUUUGAGGCUCUACCAUGACAGAAAGAACAAAUGCUUGAUGCCGAGGAUUUCCAAGCAGAUUGUGGGUUCAGAGUUUGGUCACUUCCUUGUUCAUACAAUGUUUACUUUCCAAUCAGAAAUCCAACACUACAAGUUUUUACAGUACCAAACAGCCUAG